Molecule: messenger RNA, 2496 nt
Organism: Rhincodon typus (whale shark)
Lineage: Eukaryota; Metazoa; Chordata; Chondrichthyes; Orectolobiformes; Rhincodontidae
Product: arf-GAP with SH3 domain, ANK repeat and PH domain-containing protein 2-like
Exons: 7
Coding region: 635-1153 (172 amino acids)
Biological process (GO): positive regulation of GTPase activity
Molecular function (GO): GTPase activator activity; protein binding
Source: RefSeq, a predicted model, not a curated record
CUUACUGAUCGGCUGCAAAUUGACGGUCACUCCAACUUGCAGAGAAAUGUCAUUCCAUGCAAAGCGGUUUUGAGAUUAUUUAUGCAGUAUUCACAAGUCAGUCUGUCUGUCCCCAAGUUCUCGAACCAGGGCUGUUUACUGUUAACCACCAUGAACACCUCGGUCACUUCAGCUUCUGUAUUGUUCUCUUCAUCCUCCUGUCCAGGUCAGUCCUUUGCAAAGGUCAUUCAAGUCCAUCAGUCAACUCUCUCCUCCCAUUGCUUCCAUCGUGUCUCCGCCAUUUGGGAACCACAGCCCUUCUGGCUCCAAGAAGGAAAGGUGGAGUUUCACAGGCUCCAAUAUUGUAAAUGAGACGUAUGGGGCAGUGGUUCUUCCCUCCAAGUCGUCUGCUCAUUCACCAACCAGCAACAGCACGCCGCCACCACUGCCAGUUAAAACCUUCACCAGGGCUGUGUCCAUAGAUGGACAGAACAAACGAUGCUCCCUUGGGAAUGGUCCUGUACUUGCCCCAUCACCGAGUCAUGGGAUCUCACCUUCCAAAACUCCAGGAUGCCCGGCUGUCUUUUGGAGACACUCGAUCGGUGGAUCAACAGAGAUCUCCAGCUCUCAGACCAAGUCAAACUCUCAGACCAGAAUGGCCCAUCACUGGGGAAAUCAGACACCAGCUGAGGUGCCGGAUUUCAAGAGGCAGGGGUCAAAGAGUGAAGCGCCCCUUCAGAACGCAGAGCAACACCACCCCCCCAACCACCCGGUGCCAGUGUCAGAGCCGCCACUGCCAGUGAGCCCUAACCGUAUAACAUUCACUAGGAAACCCAGCAGAGAAGAGGGAGUAAAGAAGCCAAGAGGGGAAUAUCUCUCACCAACAGACUCGAGUUCAAGGAGUCGGGAAGAUGUUUAUAUAGUUCCAGAAAGCUCCAAACCAAUCCCUGUGCCGCUGCCGAGGAGGUCGUUUGGGGUAAAGCUGAAGCAGAAGAGAGUUAAAGCAAUCCUGGACUGUACAGCAGACCAUCCCGAUGAGCUGACCUUUACUAAGGGGGAGGUCAUUGUUGUGACUGGAGAAGAAGAUUCGUUUUGGUGGGUUGGACAUGUAGAAGGAGACAAAUCAAGAUCGGGAGCCUUCCCAGUGGACUAUGUCCAUCUCUUGUCUGAAUGAAGAGCUCACUGCUAAUAGGAGGAGUUUUGAGAGAACUUGACUUUGCAAACUACUCAGGAAGCCAUUCCGAAUGCUUGGGUUUCUCUGAUCAGACUUGGGACGAGGCAGGAUACCUUUGCUCAGGAUACCAGCUUGACUACCUUCUUACAGGAUGCCCUUUUGAGGAUAUCCUCAAAAAAAUCCUAUUCCCAUCGGUAUCAUUGGAGAAUCCUGGACAUUGCAACCAAGCUUGAAUCAGACUUUGGAGUUGUUUGAGUGUUGGCCAGGCCUCAGCCUUUGGUGUCCAACUUCUUAUUUUGUAUUUAGCACCUAAUCCUUUCCUGUAUCACCAUUUAUGGAUUUAUAAAAAUUGUCUUGGGCUGCAUGGAUUUUCGGUUAGCACAGUUGAACAAAGGCAUUUGAUGUCCAGCCUGAGCAAUAUAUUCCACAGGGGUAGUUUGGGCACGAGGUUGAAGAUGAUGGUAGGUAGAAUGCUGAGUGUUUGAAGGGUGAAGACACUAAAGGAUGAACCAGGCUUUACUGAAGAAAGUGAUAUGUAUUUGUGAGGCCAUGACUGACCAGGUUCCCUGCACCUAGACAGAGGGUGACAAAAAAAUUGGAACUCCAAAUCUACAGCAUGUGCACUGCAGUGAUCUAAGAAGGUGGCUCAUCACUACCUCCUACUUCACAGUAGUUAGGGAUGGGUAACAAAUGCUGGUUUUGGCAGGGAUGCUCACAUCCCAUUGAAAGAAUCAAAAUGAUUAGGAAAGGUGGAACCACAUACCAUGCAGAGACUGAAAACUUAUUGCGCAACUUUAAUGCAAAAUGGGAGCCGAAUGCUACAUGAAAUAGUCGGGUAGUAGGGUCUUGCAGCGUUUGAACUGAAAUGUUUAUUGCACGAGUUAAAUUGCUGGAUGUGGACUGAAUGUUAUAUGGCACAGUAUGGGAAGAAGAGGAAAAGGGAUAUUGGUAUAGGAAAACUAUAAAUGCAUCAAUUGAAGUUAAAUCUUUCAUACCCUCCAUUGACAAUGAAAGAUCAAACAUGCACCACAGUGUCUGGAAGCUACAGGAGUUUCGCAAAAUUUAAAAUUGUUUGGAGCAGGUCAUCACUUCUGCAUAAGAAGGAGACAACUACACAAGUGUGCGUGCAUUAAGUACACUCCCCAUUCUAAAAUCCUGCUUUUGACAGAAUGCUUCUGUUUGCAACUGCAUAAAUUAGAACAAGGAACGAUGAAUAAUUUGACCUUGGGAGAAUUCCAGUGUCACCUUGUUCUGGUUCUGUGACUUGAGGAUUCGCUGCAAUGUUUCUUUCUUUAUAGUAUGUUCAAAUUAACAACGUUUAAAUAAAUAUUGUCAAAAUAUUG